UAGAGAAUUGUUGUAACUUAUAAUGAAUCCAUGCAUAUAUUUUGUGAUCGUUGUAGGACUUACUAAAACUGUAUCAUCUGAAGUAUUUGACAUCGAUGAUGACUUAAUCAAUAUAGGAAAUGUUUCAAUAGAAUCUAAUUCGAAAUUUAUAUCGUUAGAUGAUCGCGUAAAAAUACUGGAUGUUCAUAAAUCAAGGAUAAAGAAAUCUUUUCGAGAAAUACAUGAUAUAAUAAUUGAUCUUCGAAUGAGGAAUGCUCGAAUAAGUCGUGCAAAUCAUGAUAGAAUGCUUGAUCUUCUCUAUAGAAUGGACGAUUCAGUAUUUUACAUCAUACACCAAGUGUAUACAUAUUUAUUAAAUUUGGAUAAGAUUAAAAGUGUUGAAGAUGAAGUAAAUGAUUUUUGUUAUGGCUAAAUUAAAUUCCUUAAGGGCAAGAAAUUAAAUAACUAUUAAUUGAGUUAUUUUAAUUAAAACAGUAAAUACCAAAAUGCAGAAAGUAUACCAAGUAAAAAUGUAUAA
Molecule: messenger RNA, 517 nt
Organism: Onthophagus taurus
Lineage: Eukaryota; Metazoa; Arthropoda; Insecta; Coleoptera; Scarabaeidae
Source: RefSeq, a predicted model, not a curated record